AUGAGCAGCCCAGAAGCCCUCCCGUCUCUCCCUGCAGAGCCGGCGUCGUUUUUGUCAUAUCUCUCUGAAAACUCUACUAAAUCUGUUCGAGAUUUGCUUCCGCCAUAUCUUGAAUAUGAGAGUAAGCUUCGUACGCUUUUUGCUCAGGACCCCUCAAAUGCAGUGUUGGAGGACAACACUGUUGGACUGGUUCCAAUCUACGGUUCUGGGCAGGAAGCCAACAUCAAGGUUCAGGCUCGCGAUCUGGAUGCAGAAACGCCAGAGCAAAAGGCUAAGUAUCUCAUGGAGCUCGAUGCUAAAAUCCGAAAAAAGGAUGGUGAACAAGCCAUUGUAAAUUUUGAUGAUUUCAAGACGAACUUCACGUUGUUUAGCGAAGGUGCUCUCCAGAAUUUGGACUGGACCAACAUAAUCGCGGCAGGUAGCAGUGUUUUAACUCCGUUGCUUCCUAUCCCAGAAGAACACAGGCAAACCAAACGGUCUAUGCGAGACUGGUAUCAUGACAAACUAGCUCCAUCUAGUGAUGUUGAUCUCUUCAUCUAUGGCACAAAGGAUGAAGAAGUUGCUAUCAAACGGAUGGAGUCUAUCGAGGCUACUAUCCGGGACAACCUUCUUUGGGAAACUAGCAGCAUUCGUACGAAAAACACAAUUACUAUCAUAUCCCAGUACCCUAAUCGCCAUGUUCAGAUUGUUCUCCGUCUCUACUCCAGCAUCAGCGAGAUACUUACUGGAUUUGACGUGAACUGUGCUUGUGUCGCCUAUGACGGAAGUCAGGUUUACGCAAACCCGCGGGCUAUUGCAUCUUGGAUGUUACAGUGCAAUGAUAUUGACAUCACUCGCCGCAGUCCAUCUUACGAGUUCCGUCUCGGAAAGUAUCGAAAGCGUGGGUUCGAAGUCUACUACCCCGCUCUUACUCGGGAAAAGAUUGAUCCUACGAUCUACGAGCGGAGCAUCAAUAGGUUGAAAGGCCUCGCGAAACUACUCGUCCUAGAGCGACUUCCAGAUGUUGAGGAACGGGAUUCUUAUCUUGAAGACAGGCGUCGCGAACGUGGUCGUCCCAAUAAGAGGAACUAUACUUCUAGAAAGAUUUUAAAGGGAGACUUAAAAGCCCAGGGAGCCGAAGUCCCCGAAUGGGAUAUAACGGAAGAGGAGCAAGCGAACUAUCACACUGUUUCUAUUCCUUACGGAAAGCCCCAUAAUGCCAAAAGGUCUGAGAAGUUAAUCUAUCAGAAGGACAUGCUUCUCAACGCCGAGUGGAAUAAACGGGCUCAAAAAGAACGACCGGCUUAUCUCCAUCGGCACCCAGCUUUCAUCGGCAGUGUCAAAGAUAUCAUCGAUGACUGUUGUGGAUAUUGCCCCGAGGCUACGUCCGAGGAAGAGAAGGCUCUACAAGCAGAAGACGAUAAAUUCUUUGUUCGUGGAAAGAUCUCAUUCAUUCGAGAUGAUCCAGGUCGUCAAGAGAUCGGAAGUUUCAAUCCAAUUACUGAAGAAGAUUGGACCGAGAUGGCCUAUAUUGGUGAUGACGAAACCCUGUGUAAAGCCAUCGUCGCCAAUGAUGUCGAACUGAUCCGAAAGUGGGUUGCCGAAGAGGGCCACGACGUUAACAGACGGGACCAUACUGGUCGAACCCCCCUUCACUUAGCUGCCUUAGUUUCAACACCCGAGAUCGUGAAAAUACUUCUUGACGCUGGCGCAAAAUUAAUCUGGCGUCUGGUCGAUGGGCGUACCGCAUUGCACAUGGCGGCUGCUAGGGGUGAUCCAGAGAUUGUCAAACUCCUACUACUAAAGAGCCAAGAGAACGAGCAAAUUCGUGACGACAGAGAAGAUAGAGAGCGCGCUGCCAAGGGUCUUCCGGCCAAAUCUGAAGGGGAGAAAGGUGCAGAAGAUGAGGAAAUGAAAGAGAAAGAGGAAAGCGAGGAUGAGGAUGAAGAAAUGGCAGAAGACGAGGAUGAGGAUAUCGACAUGAUAUCUGAGGACGAGUCAGUCACUGCCCGAACGGCUCGAACAGGAGCUUCGUCUUUUGUAGAGAUUAAUAAGAAGAAAAACGACGAACCAGAGGCUGGCGCCUUGGGUAGUGAAGAAGAGGAGAAGGACGAUGUUCUUGAUAUUAACCUCGCCGACUGGGAUUACCAGAUGUCCCCAUUGCACUACGCUAUCGUCAAUGGCCGUGCUGAUGUAGUAGAACUCCUAGUUUCCGAGUUUGGCGCUGAUGUCCUUCAGCCAAUCAAGAUAAGCUAUGACUACAAUGGCCAACCGCGAUCUGCCUUCUUAACCAUCAACUUAAUAGUUAAAUUGCCAAAGAAGGAACAGCGUGAAAAGAUGCUACGAACGCUUCUGGAACUCGGAGCUUCUUCCGGCCAAGCUGAUAUGAACGGAAUCAGUGCAUUCACCCGCAUCGUGCAAAUGGGGGACAUUGACUGCCUAAAAAUCCUUUUUGAAGAAGAUGCUGCAACAGCACUCGCUGCCGCGAAGCAUGUAGCUAUAUCGGGCGAUUGGAGACCCUCCCCAACUAGCUCUCUUAUGGUCGCCAUCUGUGAAGGCGAUGAAGAGAAGGCGCUGUUGCUCCUUGACAAAGGUGUAGCGCCAGAAGUCACCUUCGAUGCCUUUAUGACUGCCGUUAAACGGCAAGGCAAUAAAUAUCGCCACAACAGAGAUACUCACCACAGCAACUUCCAAGAAUAUCACCAACAGCCUGCGGAGUUAGCAUUAGAAGCUGAAAUGCCAGAUGUUUUCCGGAGAUGUAUCGAGCUUGGAGUUGAUCUGAACAGUUACAGCGCUGGAAGUUUUGUUCCAGAACUCGACAGCGACGGCAACUACCCUUCGACACGGUACAAUCAGAAGUUCUUUGCCUACUUGGAUCUUAUCCGCAAGAAGCUUAGGCAUCUACAAAAUGCGCUCGAGAACCACCGCGAAGCACAGAAAAAGAAGAUUGACGAUAGCGUUCCGCGUGAAAUCCUUUCGGUUCCGGCGGAAUACAAAAAGGGCUCUUAUGAAUAUUGGAUGGCUUCCCAAAUGGUCGAAUCAGAGAACAGCGUUCGAAAAACUUUCAAUGAAAACCUCGAGAAAAGCAAGACAGAGGGGCAUCAAGAUCACGCUGACCCAGAGAAAGUUAAACUCAAGGAGGAAAAACUCUUAGCGUUAGAGAAAAAGUACAAAGAACUUUCUGACUGGAUGAUCGCUAAGGGCGCGAAACCAUUCAAAGAGCUGCAGCCUGUGUUCUGGAAGAAGAAGAAGAAUGAGAACAACGGCAAUUGGUUCGACUAUGAUGAGUCUAGUGAUGGCGAAGGGUCCGAAACUUCUUCUAAAAAGAAAGCGCCAAAGCCGGAAAAGAAAUUUGAAAUUCAAUUCACUUUCACAGAUGCCCACAAAGACGAAAAACUCACGACCGCCUACCACGAACUUUUUAAAGCGGCUUGGGAUGGUAACGAGGAAAUGAUCAAAAAGUAUACAACUACUUCAUGGGACGAAGAAAAAACUCCGUUGUUGAUCACAAGCAAGAACCAAUUGGGCUAUAGCAUCUUCGCUAUUACAGCCUACAAGAAGCACCCUAAGGAGCUACUCGAUCUUAUUCUCAGCAUUGCAACCGCCCAAAAGCGCCCAGAGGAAGAGAACGAGAAGCAGUACAACCCUUACUACGAGAAUUCUGACGACGACUACGAAACUGAUGCCGAAUCGGAUGAUGAAAAUGCGGAGCUUCGCGUUGAGCAGUUCGACCUCACAGACGGGAAACUCACCAUUGACAAUGUUGCUAAGUUAGGCAAAGAAGUCAAGAGCAAUAUCUCGGCUCUCGAGAUGAUCAACUUUGACAUUCCAUUCAUCCUCGACGGCGAGGGUGUCGAUAAAUCAAAGGAAGAUAAAUCAACUCUACUUUACCAGGCCGUCAGAGUCGGUGAUACCGAACUUCUGCAAUACAUCACCUCAACCAUGGACAAGCUCGCACCUAAGGGUCGAAAGUUUGACGGAAGAAUUUUCUGCGCCACCAACACCAACAGCGACCAUGGCCGUGCAGCAGUUGAGUUUGAGCGCAUUGAAAUCCUUGAAACCCUUAUGGAAUGGGAUGGUAUUGGUGCACUCCUUGCUGAAAAGGUUGGUGAUGGAAAGGAAGGAGAGGAAGAGGAAGAAACCCCAGUUAAACCAAAACACUACCUCGGCCUGAGCAUCCAUGGAAAGAAGCGUACGGAUUGGGCCAAAGCCGCGAACCCCAACGACACGACUACAGUUACCAGAUCGUAUCGCCAACCGAUGGGUCUCUACGCCGCCUUUUACGGUUCACACAAGGUUUUCGAAUGGCUCCUAACUGACGGUCCAGAGCGCACCCUUCGCGCUUAUCAGAAGAAACUUGAGGGACUCAAGCACCCAGAGGAUAAUCAAUCUCUCAAGGCACUCCGUAAAGCUGACGAGGCAACUAUCAAGCGCUGGACUGGUGUUGAUCACCCACUCCUCCUCCACGCCAUUGUCCUAAACCAGACAGUCACAUUGGACAAAGAAAAGUCUGAUGAGGAGAAAGUUGCUUGGUACACGAACAACAUCAAAUAUUUCCUCGACCGUAACCCCAAGCUACUCGAAUCGAAGGAAAACGAAUACAAUGUGACUCCGCUCCUACUCGCCGGUUCUGCAACCAACAAACACGCCAUCCAAGCCCUCAUUAAUCUCGGCGCAGACAUCUACGCCAAACAAGGCGAAACAGGUUGCAACUUAGUACACACCAUCAUAAACAACUGCAAACCCUUCGAAAACAAUCCAGGUAAAUCCAGAUCGUGGGAGACCAUUGUUGGCUGUCUUGAGGUUCUUCCGGAAGAUUUCAAGGCUUGGGCAUUCACUCAACGUGCAUUGGGAGAUGACGUCGCCUACACACCUUUGGCAUACUACAUGGCCCGAAACCGUGAUUACUACGGUUCGGCGUCAACUCCAUGCGUCACGACUGUUGGGAUGAUAUUACAACACUCUAAGGGUGCGGACCUCAGUAUCCGAACUUCUUUAGGUGAUUUACCGAUUCACACUGCGACAAAGAGGUCAGAGGUAGAUGUUCUUAAGAAAAUUCUUGCUGCCGCAGUACCAGAAACCGUAGUCACUGAAAAUGCAAACGGUAUGACCAGUUUGGAGCUUGCAGAGGCCAAGCGAUAUCAGUACCUCAUCAAGGAUCUACCAAGCACGGAAUACUCUAGCUGGGGUAGUUGGAGCUACUCAGGAAUUUCGAAAAUGUCAACGAACAGGGACUCUAAGGAGGACAGCGAAUGGGAUUAUGAAAAUGCAGAUUCAAAUGAAAUCAAAAUUUGGAAGAUUUUGGACCAAGCAUCUAAGAAAGCUGUUACCGAUGGUGUUGCCCAGAGAGUUUUGGUUUCUUUGAAAGAGGCAAAUGAAACAGCAGAAAGGCUAGCAAAGAGGUCAACAAAGGAAAAGAUUCAACGAAGAAGAAGGUACUGGUAUUCAAGCCAGGGCAAGGACAUUGAUGAUAUAGUAGCGAGGUGGCAUUGGUUUUGA
Molecule: messenger RNA, 5478 nt
Organism: Orbilia oligospora ATCC 24927
Lineage: Eukaryota; Fungi; Ascomycota; Orbiliomycetes; Orbiliales; Orbiliaceae
Exons: 6
Coding region: 1-5478 (1825 amino acids)
Molecular function (GO): protein binding
Source: RefSeq, a predicted model, not a curated record